Macrobrachium nipponense is the source of this 4787-nucleotide messenger RNA. Its product is annotated as N-acetylglucosamine-6-phosphate deacetylase-like. Bases 926 to 2197 code for a protein of 423 amino acids. Gene Ontology annotation, biological process: N-acetylglucosamine catabolic process. The record is from RefSeq and is a predicted model, not a curated record. NCBI's taxonomy places the organism in Eukaryota, Metazoa, Arthropoda, Malacostraca, Decapoda, Palaemonidae. The transcript is spliced from 9 exons. Gene Ontology annotation, molecular function: N-acetylglucosamine-6-phosphate deacetylase activity.
ACAACCAUCAAUGCAUUUAGAAUAGGUACCUAGCUAUUUGCUAAUAGCUAGUCACAAGUGUUUUUAGCAUUUAAAAUUAAUAUACCUAUACUAGCCUAUAGCUAGGUAUGUACCUAACUGAUUUGAGAAUGUGCCUUCAGUAUGAUUAGCUAGAAACAAAGUAAAAUUGAUUAGGGUACCUCAUUGUAAAUAUGUGUGGCCCUAGUUUAUACCUUCAACCCAAUGAAGUUACGUACUGGUAGGUAGACCUCCUACUUACUGACAAGUAUUGUCAAGACCCAACAGGAACAGAAUAUUACUAAAUAACCUACAGUUGCCUAUAUUGCAGAAAUAAAAAUGAGGAACUUACAAGAAACCCGUCACUGUAGGUAUCGUUGGGCAGCACUAGAAUAGGGCAAAUGCAAUAUGUAAUGUUGGUAAUUCUAAAGAAGAGCUCUGCUAUGAGACCAUUUUUUAACUAAGUACAGGUGAGAUAACUUGAGAAAUUUACCAAAGUAAUUGCGAUAUUAACUGCGUUUUGUUAUGUUUUUUUACGUUACUCCCCAAGGGGCCUGUGCCAAACAUGGCAUCUCAUGGAGCUUCUCUGCACAAAAGCAUAAACAAAGGACAGUAAAUUCUCACACUUUUUUCGUUAAAUUGUCAAGUUUUCUCACCUGUAUUGCAUCAUAGACACCCGUUUCUAUAUUUAGUAAAAGAAAUUCAAUAAUAAACAAUAUGUCUAUGCAGGGCUCUUCCUUAGAAGCAUGUAUACAGUAUUAAAGGAAUGCCAUUUGUAAUAUCAGUAACUUCAUUUCUUGGAAAUAGAAUGUAGUUUAAUUAAUGAAAAAUGUAAACACACAGCACAUAUGAAGCCCACUCGUGUACACAUACAAUAAUGACAAGACAGAAAAGGAAGCCAGGAAAAGACUUCAAAUAGAAUCUCAACAUGCCGUCCGUAAACCCUACUGGGACUAACAAGCCCGGCACCACCUUCCAGUUCGUCAACUGCAGACUCGUCAGGGACGGGAAGAUCAUCAAGGAUGACCUCUGGGUUCGAGAUGGGAAGAUCAUCAAUCCGGAGCCCGUUUUCUUCGACGAGAAAAUCAGAGCCGAUGUCGUCAUCGACUGCAGUGAUGCCCUGGUCUGCCCGGGGUUCAUUGAUGUCCAGAUUAACGGUGGUUUCGGUUACGACUUUUCCUCGGACAUUGACAACCUGGAGGAGGCCAUAUCGGUGGUUGCCAAGGGGAUCCUGUCGACGGGUGUCACUUCAUUUUGUCCAACCAUCGUUACCUCACCCACAUCAGUCUAUCACCAGGCUCUCCCUCGCAUCGAAAGAACUGCAGGAGGCCAUGAAGGUGCAAGCAUUUUGGGACUUCACCUGGAAGGGCCUUUCAUCAGCCCUGAGAAGAAGGGAGCCCACCCACUCCAGUUCAUACGGGGAAUAGAGAAUGGAAUGCAGACAGUUGAGGAGGUUUAUGGAAGGCUUGACAAUGUAGCCAUGGUUACUAUUGCCCCUGAGCUGCCUGGGGUCUUCGACGUCAUAGAGGGUCUUGUUAGUCGAGGCAUUGUCGUGUCUGUAGGUCAUUCUACUGGAAAUCUGGACACUGGAGAAGCAGCUGUGAACUGUGGAGCCUCUUUCAUCACCCACUUAUUCAAUGCAAUGUUACCAUUUCACCAUCGAGACCCAGGCCUUGUUGGUCUUCUCACUAGCCGUCUUAUUAAACGUCCUGUUCACUAUGGAAUUAUUGCCGAUGGAAUGCACACCCACCCAGCUGCCCUCAGAAUUGCUCAUCGUACACAUCCGAAAGGUUUAGUUCUUGUCACUGAUGCAAUGGCUGCAAUGGGCCUGGGUGAAGGCGAGCACACCCUCGGUCAGUUUCAGGUCACAGUUCGAGGGAAAAGAGCCCUCUUACAAGGUACUGAAACCUUAGCUGGUUCCAUUGUGACGAUGGAUGAUUGUGUUCGUCAUUUUAUUCUUGAUGCAGGAGUGAGCAUAGUUGAAGGCAUCGAAGCAGCCACUUUACAUCCAGCACUGGCCAUGGGAAUUGAACACUUAAAAGGCACCCUGGACUUCAACACCGAUGCUGACUUUUUACUCGUAUGCGACAAGGGCCCUUUAAAGGUCCUUCAUACGUUCAUUGCCGGGGACUGUGUGUUUUCUGCACCAGACGCUCAUGCAAUUAAGCCAAUUUAUCGUAAUUCAGCUAAGAUGUCAUAAUAGUAAAAGAGAUUUAUGUACAUACUUUUUUCUACUUUUAUGGCAAUUUACAUAUCUGGAUUGUUUUGUUUGCUCUUGUAAAGGGCACACAUUUGUGAUGUACAAAUGGUAAAACCAUAUUUUGAGUGAGAAUGUAUUGAAGGAUCUCAUCUGUUAGUGAUCUGUGGUGGGUUAUAUUUGCACCAACUGCAAUGAAAUAGGUUAGAGUGAGCAUUUAUCAGCACCUGUUUUUUAUGCAUAGAAUGUUUACCAUUAUUUUUAGAGAGAGUAUAUUAACCCAUAGAUUUUUCAAACUUCAUCACGAUGAAUUCAUAGUAGAAAGUACAUACCAUGUUUUAGUAAUUAGUUUAUGAAGGUGAGUUGAAAACUCGAUAAAGAAGGAUUUUUGGUUUUUUGUACAAAAGACAUUUUGUAUACAGUUAUGUAGCUGUGAAAAGACAUUUUUUCAAGGGUUUUGGAAGUUAUUUUAUAAUCUUAUUAUUUCAAUGGACCAAAUAAAGUACAGCAGGAGUCUCCAAACAGUAAAUAAAGAAGAUGAAAUAAUGUAAUCUUGGCAAUCUGUUUAUAGUAUAUGGAUUCUUGCAGGUACAUACAGUGUCUUAUAUUCAGUGAUGUUGCACCUGUAUUUUUAUAAACGACUAUGUAAAAGGAAUUUACUAUACUUACAGUAAAUAAUGUUAGGUACAGCAUAAUAUGCACCCUCUUAAGGCCAAUUAUCAAUACUCAGUUGACAUUUUACUUAAUUUUAAUGGAAUGUAAAGGAAAAAUUACAGUACUGUAGGUAUCCAUCUGAUAUGUAUUCUCUUUAUCAUAAUUGUAUAUCAGAUGUAGUACUGAAUACUUUAGUUUGGUUCUUCAGAGGUAGGAAUUCAGUUUUAAACUAUGUACUGGUAUGUUAUAGAAUAGUUUGGUUCCUGUAUAGAGAAGAAAAAAAACUUUGCAUGCACAAAAAGUAGUUUAUGGUCUACAUUCUAGAAAUAUCUUUAAAUUCGGGAGUAUAUACAGUACAAACAGUACAGCACUUUAUGGUUCAUUGUUACAUGUAUAGUAAAGCCUUAUGAAGGAUCUAUAUUCUGGAAUUUUUUUAUAAGUGUGUUGGAGUACAACAUGAAAUUGUGGUAUUCUUAUGAAUGGCUUGCAAGUGUAUGCAAAUAUUUCUCCCUUAAGUAAAAAUGCUUAGGUAAUGGCAAAAUUUUAUAUGAAGUUAGAAUUGAAAACAACAGGCAUUUAUGUGUCAGAAUGGUCUUCCAUGUUGUUAGCCUCUGCAGGAAGCCAUUUUGAAGUGCAGGAAAUAUCCAUCAUUGUUUUUACAUCAUUAUCAAACUGCUCACAACUUUUAUAUUCAAAGAAACUAGUACAGGUACAGAUAUUUUGGGAAUAAUGAUCUUUCUUUUUAUAGUAAUUAUAAGGAAAUUUUCUACAGCUCAUUCUGUCCAUGAAAUGUUUUGCAGAAAAGGUAGGAUAUUGUUAUUCAUUUUCCACAGGUAAUAUGCUCUUGGAGAACAUUUAUAGAAAUUCUCUGGACACAUUCUUAAAUACACACAUAAAUUUCUGGUGCUUGUAUAAAGAAGUGGAAGAUAUUAUAUAGAAGUUUGUUUAUAGACUAUAAAGUGUUAAUGUUACAUGGCAUGUUUGUAAAUUAUUUAGCGCUAGAAAGUCAAUCCUGUUAGGAAGUUAUUUAUGUACAUAACCUAUUGUGUCUUCUUAAUUGGCUGUGAUAAAGUAUGAUUAGAAACUUUUAUUUAAAACAGCAAAGGUAAAUUGAAAUACAGAAAUAGCAAAAAUUUACAGUUGUCGAUGUAACGGUAGUUUUGCUGGGUACGUUAACUAUUAAUGUUAAUGCAUAUGGGUGAUUUUUCUAUUUUGUAUCUUCAUUUCCCUAACUAAUAAUGUUGAUAAGUUCAUCACAUACUUGUAAUAAUAAAACCAUCAUUGAUCAAGUUUGUUAUGCAUUUAUAAAGAAAAUCAGCAAAUGCUGUAGUUGCUUAGUUAAUUUUCUUAACUACAAAGGGCAGUACCCUUUAAGGCGGUAAAUUUUAGUAGGAUUUAGAUUUUCACUGUAGUUGUAAUACUUCCUGGAAGAGGAAAGUUUUACAUGCCAUUUAUAAAACUCGAUGCAUUUUUGGACUUUGAUAUUUCUGAGAAAACAACGUAACUUGUGAUAUUGCAAAACUGACUAGUCAUUGAAAAUCAAUUUGAUAUUACAUUAGAAUAAAGUAAAUCUGAGAUUAAAGAACCUAGAAAUAAAACAUGUACCUGCAUGGCCACAAUAAAAUGGCUGAAUUCAUCCAAAUUAGAAUUUUAACCUUCUCUUAAAGAGUGGCAAGGUUACUAUGGGUUUAUACAUAUAAUUAAUUUGCCAAAGUUUAGUGAAGAUGUAGAGUUGCCAUGUAAUGACACAAAAUUAGGAAAUAGUAUAUUUUGUCUGUCGGUUACUGUUGUAUGAAUUUUUUGGAUGGUGGUUGUUGCUGUUGUGAAUGUAGUAAGACUACUGUGAUGUACUGAAAAGUAUUUUUAAUUUGUCAUUAUUUUUGGACAAAGCACUGACUGAAAUACGUAUUGCUAAAGGAAUAAAGGAUUACCAGGAUAA